Molecule: messenger RNA, 1041 nt
Organism: Fomitopsis serialis
Lineage: Eukaryota; Fungi; Basidiomycota; Agaricomycetes; Polyporales; Fomitopsidaceae
Product: PIN domain-like protein
Exons: 6
Molecular function (GO): 5'-flap endonuclease activity; crossover junction DNA endonuclease activity
Source: RefSeq, a predicted model, not a curated record
AUGGGUGUGCGCGGGCUAUGGGAGGUACUGCAACCUGCGUCGACAGUCGAGACAAUGGAAGACUAUUUCAUACACGAGGGAUUUGAACACAGUCGGCGAGGAGAGCGGCUCUAUAGGCUCGGUGUAGACGCAAGCAUCUGGUUCCAUCAGAUACAGAACACCUUCGCCAUCGGACAUGCCCAGUCAGGUGAAAAUCCUGAACUGCGCACCCUUUUCUUCCGGCUGGCUCGCCUCCUCCGUCUGCCCGUGCAUGCGAUAUUCGUUUUCGAUGGACCAGAUCGACCAGCCAUGAAACGAGGACGACGGGUUGUACCGACAGGUCAUUGGAUGGUCGGCGCGAUGAAAUGCUUCAUUGAGGCGUUCGGAUAUGGUUACUGGCAUGCUCCUGGUGAAGCCGAAGCUGAACUUGCGCUACUCAAUCAGCUCGGAUUGAUCGACGGAGUCCUGACAGAUGACAGUGACGUGUUCCUCUUUGGAGCGCGAACUGUCAUUCGCAACUAUGAAGCCAAGGCGAAGAUGCUCACCGUCACCCAUGCCUUCUCGGUCUCGACGCACGAGAGCGUGUUGCUUAGCCGUUCGGGGAUGAUACUGAUGGCAUUGCUGAUGGGAGGUGACUAUGACGAGGGUGGUUUGCCAGGCUUCGGGCCACGAGUUGCUCGUGGCUUAGCACAAUAUCAAUUCGGCGAAGCCUUGUGUCGGGCGGUCCGCGAGCUACAUGCUGAUGCACUGCCCGACUUCUUGUCUGGCUGGCGCAAUGAUCUGCGACGCACGUUGUGCACUGAUGACCAGAAACAGCUUGGACGACACUACCGCAACCUGUCAAAACAAGUCCCAGAUUCCUUCCCCAACAUUGACAUCGUCGACUUGUACGUCAAUCCCGUGACAUCACCGCCUGAAGAUUUCGAAUUGGUUCCCCCCCAACCGCCUGACAUCGCGAGGCUUGGCCUUUUGUGCGAGCGUUAUUUCUCGUGGGGAACAGCUCCGGGGAUCAUCGAGCGUUUCGGCAACUGCAUACUACCGGGUGUGGUGGUACGCCUCCUU